Messenger RNA from Kluyveromyces lactis, 738 nucleotides. RefSeq names its product mitochondrial 54S ribosomal protein uL10m (gene MRPL11). Lineage: Eukaryota; Fungi; Ascomycota; Saccharomycetes; Saccharomycetales; Saccharomycetaceae. Gene Ontology annotation, molecular function: structural constituent of ribosome. The record is from RefSeq and is a predicted model, not a curated record. Gene Ontology annotation, biological process: translation. The coding region runs from base 1 to 738 and encodes 245 amino acids. Gene Ontology annotation, cellular component: mitochondrial large ribosomal subunit. The transcript has a single exon.
AUGUUGUCACUUUUGUUAAGAAGCCCAGUGGUGGUAUCCCGUGUCUCAUAUGCUUCUCCGUUUUUGGUUAGGAGGUUUGCCUCUACGCAAAUUGAGAGAACUGUCUCGGAUGCAGUUAGAAGAACAGUAAAGCCUUUGGACUCUCGUAAGACUUUCCUAAUCGACUCUUACAAAAACCUGAUGGAAACCAGUCCGGUAAUGUUGUUUUGUCAUCAUAACAAUUUGAUGAAAGGGGAGAAUGCACACUUCAGAGAAGAAAUUAAUAAGGUAGGAGGCAAGUUAACAAUCUUGAGAAACAAUUUGUUCCAAGUAUACUUGAGAAACUCACGCAAAAAUGACCCAGCUGCUCCAGCGAAACGUUCAGAACAAGACUGGAAGCAUCCUUUACUGCCCUUGUUCAAAGGUCCUACGGCAGCAAUUUCGUUCCCAGAGACUGAUCCGGCAAAGGUAAAAAAAGUCAUGAAAUUAUUGGAAAAAGCCCAAGACAAGUUAUUCGUUAUUGGCGCCAAAGUUGAAAAUGAUGCGUACGAUUUGAGACAAUUGGAUUCUUUCAAGGAUCUACCAACAAAAAGUCAAUUACAAUCAGAAUUACUGGGACUAUUGCACGUCUUGAGCGGUGCUGGUUUAGUUCAAACUUUAGAAGCUGGCUCAAACAUGUUGUACCUAACUCUAAAGUCUCACGAAGAUAAUAUUAACCCAGAUAAGCAGAAAAACGAGAAUGACAGCGAAGGAAAUUAA